Aspergillus mulundensis is the source of this 2256-nucleotide messenger RNA. RefSeq names its product RNA-processing protein PTA1. The transcript has 8 exons. Gene Ontology annotation, cellular component: mRNA cleavage and polyadenylation specificity factor complex. Lineage: Eukaryota; Fungi; Ascomycota; Eurotiomycetes; Eurotiales; Aspergillaceae. Bases 1 to 2256 code for a protein of 751 amino acids. The record is from RefSeq and is a predicted model, not a curated record.
AUGGCUCAGUCGGGAGACCAGGUCGUCGACCAGAUCGCGCAGCUAAAUGCUGCCCGUAAUCUCGUCCUAGGAGACGCCGCCUUCUACCCUCAGAUCGUGAACGGAGUCCUCCCUAUAAUCGGUGCACACGCGCGAGUGGAACUGCGACGAUGGGGAUCCGAGUUUUUGGCUGAGACCUUCGCCAGCCCUGCGUUUGCUACGACCCAGAAGGAACAGUUGGCUAUAAAUGUGUUGCAGACGGUGCGGAACAUACUGGAAUUACCGGAAGGGGAUCAAUUGGUCUUGCAGAACAUAGCGCAAACUGCUGCCAGUCUGUAUCCGCUGGUUUUUAGGCAUAUCAUCAACCAUCCGGAGGAUAAGCAAUCCUGGGAGCAUAUCGAAGCGAUCAAGCAGGAUAUCUUGCGGAGGUGGGAUUCGUUUCCGUGCCCCGUCAAAGUAUGUUGUAUAAAGUUCGCCCAACGUGUCGUUUUAGCACAAACGCAUGGCCCGAUAGCGGACCCCAGGCGACCUGAUAAAAACGAGACUUCUUUAGCCAUCCUUCCCCGCAACCAUGCCAUUCUCUCUCUACCCAAUCUGGAAGCAGAGUCCUCCGGGUUAUUGGACAGGAUCUUAUCCGUCUUCCACGAGGAUGCGAGUGACCCGAUCCUUGUGAAUGCAACUUUGAACUGCCUCGCAACCCUCGUUCGAACGCGACAGUCCGUUGGUAACAAGAUCAUUAACGCAAUUCUCAACUUCUUCCCUGCGCGGCAUGCGCGCUCGCCAGUGACGCCUGCAGUACGAAUUGGUGUCAAAUCAAUGGAAAGGACGGCUCGAGCUGUAUUCAUAAAUAUCAUGAAGAGAAAUCCGAGCCAUCCUCUUGCGGGCAAGAUGCAGCAACAUAUUGAACGACUGAUGCAGUCUCGUAUAGGGCAUGUUGACGAUACGUCACGAAAGCGAGGACUACCGACCGAGCCAACUGAUGGGUUGGAUGCUGCAAAGCGGGCGAGGCUCGAUGCUGAGACGCCUCCAAUCAUCAAAGUGCCACCUCUUCCAUCAGGCCGGAUAAGCUUCGCCCAGCUAUUUACUCUGACUGAGGACUCUGGACUCUCUUCUUUCGAUGUGAAACAGUUACCCCCCGACCUCGUAGUCAAGAUUGCCGUGCCUUUACUAGCUCGUGUGGACCAGUCGCUUUUGAGCCAAGCUGUUGAUGCUAUUCGGAUGCGUUACGAAACAGUCCAGAAACAGCAAAUGGCCCAACCGCAGCCAGCCGCUGAAGAAGAGGAUGAUGACUAUGAGCCGGAAUACCAACCUAUGGACGUUCCGGGAUCGGCGGCAAACGAAGCGGGUGCGGUAUCAGCUGCUUUACAGGAGGAACAGCCCGAUCUCGUGUCUUUGGGACCAUUUGUUCUGCCACGGCCCCCUCCUUUGAGUGAGGAACAAGCUGCAGAAGCCGGUCGAGGGGCCGUGGCCAGAGUCUUUGGCAUGUUAGGGUCAACGACCCUGGCCCCAAAUCUUGUAAAAGGUCAGGGACAACUAGGGUUUUCCAGACUGGCGGGUAGUACAUUCGACCGUGACGCUUGGGUAACAUUGCUCACCCGGCUUGCGACUCGGGCUCCAGCUGGGUUAGAGGGGCCGAAACUGGAAGCAGAUUAUGCGGGCAGGAGAAAGCCCACGAUCUCAGAUACGAUACGGGAAUCCCUCUACCGCUAUAUACUUGAAGACUUCCGAGGGCGAGUAAAUGUCGGCAUUAUGUGGCUGAACGAAGAGUGGUACAACGAUCGCCUUCAAAUGAAGGUUGCUUCCUCCAACCGAGCCGAGGAUGACGAAGAGGUUUCGGUGCCUCUACAUUACGACCAUUGGGUCUUACGGCUGCUGGACGGCUUUUUGCCGUACCUAGACUCUCGCGAUACCAAGAUCUUCAUUCGGUUCCUGAGCGAAAUCCCCGAAGUGACGAUUUCCAUCGCCAAGCGCAUAACGAGUCUUGCGAAGGACCCGGAGAGAGUGAACCUCUGCGUUCAAUCAUUUAUGUAUUUAGUAAUGUUCCGCCCUCCAGCGCGAGAAAUUUGUCUGAAUGCUUUAGAGGAAGUAUAUCUGACCUACGAGGAGUCUCGUCCUUCCGCCGGCAAGGUCCUCUCUCGGUGGCGGCCGCAAAGAGUUGAGCAGCUCCAAGCCGAACAAACAACCCUAGUGACCCGCACUGUUGACUCGCAGACACCAAGCAGCACAGUUACAAACGGUUCCAGAGACCCCAGAACUGCGCACGCAGCAGCUUACUGA